UAUCAAUUCAAGGUGAAGAUACCUUUAACUUAACCUCUGCGUUGUUUACUCGAUUUGUUAUGAAAAUGAACAAUUUAGAAAAAUCGUUUACGUGGAAAAUAUGCAUUGAUAACGAUAAAUCAAGCUUACCUACAAUUUACUGUGGAUUUCAUCAUUUAUUUCAAACGAGUUUCUUGACCCGAACUGGAGUUCCCAAAGUGCCAAAGCAACAAUUUGUCUAGUUAUAAUUGUUAUUAUAGUAUUUAAAUAGUCUAAAAUAGAAGCUGAACGAUGCCCAGCAAAAUUUUGUGCUUAUUUGAUGUGGAUGGUACCUUGACCAAGCCGGUAAACGAUAUUGAGCCCCAAUUUGAAGAUUUUCUGCAAAAUAAGAUUAAACCUUUAUCUGUUUUAGGAAUUGUUGGAGGUUCCGACUUUAAAAAGAUUUCAAAACAAAUGGGCGGUGAAGAUAUGAUUGAACGUUAUAGAUAUGUUUUCUGCGAAAACGGAUUAGUCUUUUUCAAAGAUGGCAAAGCAGGCGAUCAACAAACUAUCCAAAAGCAUAUGGGUGAAGACAAACUGCAAAUAUUCAUUAAUUUCGUUCUGGGUUAUCUAUCGAAAGUAGUCUUGCCAGUGAAACGAGGCACUUUUAUAGAAUUUAGAACCGGAAUGCUAAACAUAUCCCCAAUAGGCAGAUCAUGUUCUCAAGAAGAAAGAGAUGCAUUUGAAAUUUAUGACAAAAAGUAUCAAGUUAGAGCAACAAUGAUCGAGACAAUUAAGAAAGAGUUUCCCAAUUUUGGUUUCACUUAUAGUAUAGGAGGUCAGAUUAGUUUCGAUGUGUUUCCAACAGGCUGGAAUAAAACAUACUGCCUGCAGCAUCUAGAAAACGAGGGUUUCGAUGAGAUACAUUUCUUUGGUGAUAAAACGGAACUGGGAGGAAAUGAUUACGAAAUAUUCAAUGAUCCGCGGACUAUUGGACAUAAAGUAACUAGUCCGGACGAUACUAGAAAGCAGCUUGAAGAGCUGUUCAAUAUCUAAGAGAAAUAGUGAAAACUGUAAAGUAUAAAAUAAAUAAAGUGAGUUUUCAAGUUUAUUUUAAUUAAAUAUGUAUUUCACAUAGACUACAUAAAAAUAUAUAUACUUUAUAAUGUUUCCAUAAAAAUGCGUUUAGGCUCCUUGG
Molecule: messenger RNA, 1156 nt
Organism: Dendroctonus ponderosae (mountain pine beetle)
Lineage: Eukaryota; Metazoa; Arthropoda; Insecta; Coleoptera; Curculionidae
Product: phosphomannomutase 2
Exons: 5
Coding region: 271-1014 (247 amino acids)
Biological process (GO): protein N-linked glycosylation; mannose metabolic process; GDP-mannose biosynthetic process
Cellular component (GO): cytosol
Molecular function (GO): phosphomannomutase activity
Source: RefSeq, a predicted model, not a curated record